This is a messenger RNA of Chanos chanos (milkfish), 1725 nucleotides long. RefSeq names its product ring finger protein 4 (gene rnf4). Gene Ontology annotation, biological process: positive regulation of transcription by RNA polymerase II. Gene Ontology annotation, molecular function: transcription factor binding; zinc ion binding. Lineage: Eukaryota; Metazoa; Chordata; Actinopteri; Gonorynchiformes; Chanidae. Bases 413 to 964 code for a protein of 183 amino acids. The transcript is spliced from 7 exons. The record is from RefSeq and is a predicted model, not a curated record.
UCUUACUAGCUACAGUUUGGCGUUUGGAUUGUUAGCUUGUCAAUUGUCUCCCCAGUACCCUUUAUACUAAUAUUUUAGUCACCCACCGAGCGUUGCUUAACUGCAGUGUUGACUUGGUACAACCAAAGUGUCUGUUUGCGGACCCUCUGAAUUGAUAUCUAAGUGUUAUCACAAACGAUUCAAAUGAACGAGUUCAGUCUUUGUUUUUUGUAUUUAAACAUGCUUUGUCGUAAUAUACCCUGUCGUAUUAAUUAAUUAUAGUGACUGUCACCAUCAGGGCUUCCUUUUUUUAAAAAUCUAUCCGCGUGUUUUUCCUCAUUAGUGGAUAUGUAUUUGUAACCUGAAGAAAACGUUCGUCUUACAUGACAAUUUGUCCGGAUUUUACUUAACGAAAACCAGUUAUUGAGGCAACAUGAGUACUACAACUCAAAGGAAACGACGGAGAACAUCCUCUUCAUGUUCCAGAUGCUCAACCAAAAGAAGUAGGACUCAGUCGUCCCAGAGAGACAUGGAGACCAUUGUGUUAGAGAACGACAGACUUAGUAAUGAUGAGGUGGUGGACCUUACCUGUGAAGGAUUAGAACCUGCUGUUGUUGACCUCACCAACAAUGAUUCUGUGGUGGUGGUGGGAGAAGACUCCCAGAGCAGACAUGGGCAGAACACAGAGAGCUAUGUGUUGAGCAGCGAUGAAGAAGUAGACGAGAGUAGUGUUGGCCUCAGCCCUGCUAUGCUAUCCUCUCUGCAAGCUAGCACAAGGGCCAGAUCUAUGCCUGGAGCUGUCAGCUGCCCUGUGUGUAUGGAUGCUUAUGCAGAGAUCAUCGAUAGUGGUCGACUGAUGGUCUCUACAAAGUGUGGUCAUUUGUUCUGCAGCCAGUGUCUCCGAGACUCCCUUGCAAGAGCUCAUACCUGCCCCACAUGCAGAAAGAAACUCACACACAAACAGUAUCACCCCAUCUACAUUUAACCAGAGGGAGCGACACACACUUAAUCAAGUGACCAACAGACCCAUGGGACCUAUGUGCAUGUAUCUUGGUCAUACCUGAAAAGGCCCCUUUUGUUACUCAGUUAAACACUCAGUGCUUAAACAUUCUCACAUGAACAACUUUAGAAAGGCAGUGAACUAUCGUGAGUGAUAUUCUCUUCUGUUCAAAAAUUCAUUUGUUUUUGUCGUAUUUUUUCAAAUUCGGGCACUUAAGCAGUUGUGGAUGUUUGAUGAUCUCUGCUUCUCUACCCUUAAAUGUUUACUUAAGUGGAUAACCUUGUGAUUACUCCACAAAGCACUGUUUCUCUGGUAACUGCGCAACUGAAGUUUCCUUCUGUGUUCUCUAGUCUGCUGGACAGUUUUGACAGUAGGAUGAGGUUAUAUGAGAGGUAUACUGAGAAAUCCUGCUUUGUGGAGUAUCUGGCUGUCCAGUGUUUUAGGACUCUGAGUUUGAGCUGUGUGAUUAAGUGAUUAACAGAGCAACCAUUUCAAAUAUUCAUAUCCAGCUCUUUGUAAAAUCAAAGUAUGGCCAUUGAUUGAUGUACCACUGCACUAUUCUUGUUGCUACUUGUGUGAAAUUUGCAACCUUUGAAACAUCUUAAGGAUAUUACAUCACCACUGCCCCCUGUUGGCCAGUUUACAGUUUAGUUUGCAGCCAGGUGUUUUGCCUCAAGCCUUCAUUGUAAAUAUUUGUAUGUAUUUAAUGUACAAAAUGAGUAGAUCACUGUAUGUAUCAAUUAAAA